This is a messenger RNA of Macadamia integrifolia, 839 nucleotides long. RefSeq names its product heavy metal-associated isoprenylated plant protein 26-like. The coding region runs from base 152 to 616 and encodes 154 amino acids. The record is from RefSeq and is a predicted model, not a curated record. Lineage: Eukaryota; Viridiplantae; Streptophyta; Magnoliopsida; Proteales; Proteaceae. Gene Ontology annotation, molecular function: metal ion binding. The transcript is spliced from 2 exons.
AGGACUACAUUUGUACAACCAAUCUGAGAUUUGCUGUUCUUGAAGAAGAAGCUGUUGAAAUCCAUAUCCUCAACUUUCCUCUUAAGAGAAGGAGAGCCUGCUUCUUUAAAUUUCUUUCUUCCUACCAGUUUUUUAGCUGAAACAGAUCAAAAUGGGUGCCCUGGAUCAUCUCUCUGAGCUCUUUGAUUUCUCCCUCAGGAGGAGGCACAAGAAAAACAAUCAAUUGGAGACGGUGGAGAUAAAGAUAAAGAUGGACUGUGAAGGAUGUGAGAGGAAAGUGGAGAAAGCAGUGAGAGGGAUGCAUGGAGUGACACAGGUAGAUAUAGAUCCGAAGCACCACAAGCUGACGGUGGUUGGGUAUGUGAAUCCAAAGAAGGUUUUGAGACAUGUACAGCACAAGACUGGGAAGAAGGCUGAGUUCUGGCCUUACAUCCCUUACGAUGAAGUGGCUCACCCUUACGCUCCAGGUACUUAUGAUAAAAAGGCACCAUCUGGGUAUGUGAGGAACACCAUGGACGACCCCAGGAGCUCCAAGCUAGCUCGGGCUAGUACAAUGGAGGAGAAGUACUCCAACACCUUCAGCGAUGAAAACCCUAACUCCUGUUCCGUCAUGUAAUGGUAGGGAGAGAUCUGUUCAGUUCAGUUCUGUUCUGUUUCGUUUCAGCAAGUCUGACUUGCGGCCGCUGCGCUUGUUUUAUAUGAAGUUGUAGCUGCUCUUCCUCUUUUUCUUUUUUUCCUUUCCUUUUUUGUAGAUAAAUCGAUCCAAGGAAAAUUGGGGAAAUGAGUUGUGUUGUAAAAUCAUUUUCAAAAGUAAGAUUAAGCAGAUUAUUAUUGGAUUA